UUUAUUUGAUCUCUUGAUCUAUUUUGGUCAGAUAACUUAUUGAUCUCUCGUCGUCACUAUCUAAUCUAACUACCUGUCAACUUUCAAUGAAAAGAAAACCCGAUCAAACAUCUUUCCACUCAAACCCGAUCAAACUUCUUCCCUUCCCUCAACUCAAAUCCCAUUGCUGAUCACAGAACACACACCAUGGCAUCCGAUUCUUAUUACAGCACCUUCUUCUCAUGGAAGUUUCAAGCCCAUUACACAAACAUUGACCAAACAUGGCUGGCCUUUGCCGUCUCCGCCGUCGCCGUCGUCUUUUGGUACGCAUGGCUCUACAAAAAGUCCAAGAACGCAACCCCGCCGCUGCCGCCUGGCCCGAUGGCCCUGCCGUUGGUUGGGAACCUGCUAUCUCUCGACCCGGAACUCCACUCCUACUUCGCGGGGCUGGCCCAAGCCCACGGCCCAAUCUUCAAGCUCCGCCUCGGCAACACCCUCGCCGUCGUCGUUACCUCCCCUUCCUCAGCCCGCGAGAUCCUCAAAGACCAUGACGUCACUUUCGCCAACCGCGACGUAAUCGCCGCUGCUAGGGCCUCCACCUACGGAGGCAAUGAUAUCGCGUGGACCCCGUACGGACCCCAGUGGCGGAUGCUGAGAAAAGUCUGCGUGCUCAAGAUGCUCAGCAACACCACUCUGGACUCGGUGUACGAACUCCGGCAAAAGCAGCUCCGGGAAACUGUCGGGUACUUCUACAGUCGGGUCGGGUCGGCGGUAAACAUCGGCGAGCAGAUGUUCUUGAACGUGCUCAAUGUUAUCACCAACACGUUGUGGGGUGGGACGGUGGAGGGGGACGAGAGGGCUGGACUUGGAGCCGAGUUUCGGGAAGUUGUAUCGGAGAUGACGGAGCUUAUGGGGAAGCCGAAUGUUUCGGACUUUUACCCGGGUUUGGCUCGGUUCGAUUUGCAAGGCGUGGAGAAGCAGAUGGCGGGGUUGGCUCGGAGGUUUGAUGGGAUAUUUGAGAAGGUAAUUGAUCAACGGCUGCGGAUGGAGAAAGAAGGAGCGAAAAAGAGCAUUGAUGUUUUGACGUUUUUGUUGAAGUUGAAAGACGAGGGAAGAGAUUCGAAGACGCCUUUCACUAUGACCCAUGUCAAAGCUCUGCUUAUGGAUAUGGUGGUGGGUGGCACUGACACUUCCUCCAACACAGUUGAGUUUGCAUUAGCUGAAAUUAUGCACAAACCAGAGGUGAUGAAAAAAGCCCAGCAAGAACAAGAAGCUGUAGUUGGCAAACACAACAUUGUAGAAGAGUCUCAUAUUCAUAAUCUACCCUACUUACAAGCUGUGAUGAAAGAAACUCUGCGCUUGCACCCAGCCCUGCCACUACUAGUCCCUCACUGCCCAAGUGAAACCUGCACUGUGGGAGGCUACACCAUCCCGAAAGGGUCUCGGAUUUUCGUGAACGUCUGGGCAAUACACAGGGAUCCUUCUAUUUGGGAAAACCCAUUGGUGUUUGAUCCAGAAAGGUUCUUGAACAGCAAAUGGGACUAUAGUGGAAAUGACUUCAACUAUUUCCCAUUUGGGUCUGGCAGAAGGAUAUGCGCUGGGAUUGCAAUGGCUGAGAGGAUGGUGAUGCAUUCACUUGCUACACUUGUGCACUCUUUUGACUGGACAUUGCCACAAGGACAGAAGUUGGAUCUUUCAGAGAAGUUUGGGAUUGUGCUGAAAAAGAAGAUCCCUUUGGUUGCUAUCCCAACUCCUAGGUUAUCUGAUCCUGCACUCUAUGAUUAGCCAACUUCAUUUAGGACCGCAAGGAUUUAUUGGGAUAUUUGCUGUGUGUCUUUCUGAAGAUGAAUUUUAUGUUGCAUUGUUUGGGAGUUGAGAGGCCCCAUUUCUGACUAAGACGUUGUUGUCUGUAAUUGAAACCGGUACUUUUCAAUGUGUACCGUCUAACAUUAUAUUUUCGGAUAAAUAACAGGGUUUAGAAACAAUCGAUAUCCACUACACACGUGCCAAUCGUAGAUGUGGCCUCACUCCAAAGAAACAGAUUUACAUGGGCAGGGAUGAUGAGGACCUCUCUGGAGUUCAAAAGAAUCAAGACUCUUCCUCCGCCCUAAACCAAAGACUUUUUCUUUCAUAA
Prunus avium (sweet cherry) is the source of this 2113-nucleotide messenger RNA. The record is from RefSeq and is a predicted model, not a curated record. NCBI's taxonomy places the organism in Eukaryota, Viridiplantae, Streptophyta, Magnoliopsida, Rosales, Rosaceae.